Anopheles arabiensis is the source of this 1984-nucleotide messenger RNA. RefSeq names its product UDP-glucosyltransferase 2-like. Bases 213 to 1928 code for a protein of 571 amino acids. The record is from RefSeq and is a predicted model, not a curated record. The transcript has 3 exons. Gene Ontology annotation, molecular function: UDP-glycosyltransferase activity. Lineage: Eukaryota; Metazoa; Arthropoda; Insecta; Diptera; Culicidae.
CUGAAUGUGUAGAGUAUACCAUUACACAGAGAUAGAAACCUCUUCGUCGAAUUUUAGCAGUACAUCUCAAUAAAAUGCAUCAAAUGUAUAUUUUCCCUUCAAAGGUACCAUCUUAAUGACCGCGAGACGUUUGACUCUAUUCAUCGUGUUUUUGCAUUCAUUAUGUAUCAUUUCCUGCACGCAAGCACCUGCAUUAGCGUCGUUACCAGCAAAUGUGCCAUUCAUUUUCGCUCACAUGUGUACCGAGUAAACCCCUAAUGAGUUCAUUAACGAACACAAAACACGUGUUUGAUUCAAUAAAACUCUUGCCAAGCUACCAACACCAUCCAGUAGCUGUUGGCGCUCGUUUCCAUGGUGAUCUCCGUACAAUGAUACUCGGGCUAGUGAUACUCUUGCUUUUCCAGCAAUGUUGCUGGCAGCUAUCAGCCGGAGCAAACAUCCUCUGUCUUACGCCAGUCCCCAGCCCAAGCCAUCACAUCUGGAACCGAGUGUGGAUCGAGGCACUCGCUGCCCGCGGCCACAACCUAACGGUAAUAUCAGCGGAUGUGGACGAGCGAAAAGCUCCACCCAACAUCACCUACAUCCAUCUCGAGCAUGCCUACUCGGAUCUGCACACGGAGCUCGAUCUGUUCCAAAUGGCGUCCCACAGCGCACUCACCGGAAUAAAGGACCUAUACGUCUGGGGUACGGCCAUGUGCAGUGGAGUACUACGCUCCAAGGGUUUGCAAGUAAUUCAAGCCUAUCCAGACGAUUUCCGGUUUGAUUUGAUCGUCGCGGACAUCACCUGUGGACCGUGUCUGUUUCCACUGAUACAUAAAUUCCACCAUCCACCACUGAUCGGUGUAACGGCGUACAACAAUCCACAGUUUACGGCGGAUUUCGUCGGCGGACACAAGCACUACGCGUAUGUGCCGUUCUUCACGUUAAACUACGACUCCGAUAUGACCUUCUAUCAGCGAUUCUACAACUGGGUCCUGCACAAUGUCGAUCAUUUCUAUCGCCAUUACGUGUUUCUUCCCCGCAUCGAGCAGAUGGUGCGCAACCACUUACACUACCCUGGCAUGCCAUCGUUGGAGCAGAUGGAGCACAACACCGUACUGCUGCUUGCCAACUUCCACUACUCUGUUGACUUUGCCGAAUCAAUCGCACCGAACCACAUCCCGGUCGGUGGACUGCAGGUGCGACCCGCCAACCAUCUUCCAGACGAUCUGGCCACCUUCAUUGCAGCCGGUAGGGAAGGAUCGGUGUUGUUCUCGCUUGGCACCAAUGUAAGAAGUGCCGAUCUGGGGAAGGAACGCAUCCACAUGUUCCUGGAUGCGUUCCGCCAGCUGCCGGAGUACAAUUUCCUGUGGAAGUUUGAAGAGCUGCCACCGUUUGAGGUUCCUGCGAAUGUGUUGAUAAGGGCGUUCUUGCCCCAGAACGAUGUGUUAGCGCAGCCGAACGUUAAGGCGUUCAUUACGCACGGCGGAAUGCUGAGUACGCACGAGGCAACGUGGCACGGUGUGCCGAUGGUUGGGAUUCCUUUUAUCUGCGAUCAGUAUCGGAACCUCCACAAAUCGGUAACUUCCGGUGUUGCACUUCGUCUAACUCAUGAUUCCCUCUCGGUGGAGCAAAUUCUAUCAGCUCUCCGGGAGAUACUAACCAACACCAGCUACCGAGAUGCCAUGAAGCGCCGCUCCGCGCUGCUGCGCGAUCAACCGGAACAUCCGCUCGAUCGAGCCGUCUGGUGGAUCGAGUGGGUCCUACGUCAUCCCGACGGGAAGGCAAUACAAUCACCCACCAAGCAUAUGACAUUCUGGCAGUACGAGCUGUACGAUAUAAAGCUGGCACUGAUACUACUUACCGUACUGGCCGUUUGCUGCUGUAAGCGUAUUUGCACACGCUCCGACAGACGCUCGUAUCGCAAUGUAAACAAGAAAAGUAACUAAAGGGAGUGCACACUCAGGCACCUGCUCGAGCUCGAGUUACAGUUCAAUUCAUUCAA